Coprinopsis cinerea okayama7#130 is the source of this 1581-nucleotide messenger RNA. Its product is annotated as laccase 5. Lineage: Eukaryota; Fungi; Basidiomycota; Agaricomycetes; Agaricales; Psathyrellaceae. Bases 1 to 1581 code for a protein of 526 amino acids. The transcript has 10 exons. Gene Ontology annotation, molecular function: copper ion binding; oxidoreductase activity. The record is from RefSeq and is a predicted model, not a curated record.
AUGUCGUUUGCUUGGAAAGCAUUGGCGACUUUGGCAGUCGCCAUCGCCUCUCGCUCUGCCUUUGCGCAGAGCAUCAUUGGCAACCAAGAUACUAUGACCAUCUCUAAUAUUAAUGCUGGCCCAGAUGGCUUCACCAGACCUGUCAUCGCGGUCAAUGGCGAAUUCCCUUCUCCCCUCGUUAGGGCCAACAAGGGCGACGACUUUCGAAUUAACGUCGUGAACAAUUUGGACGAUGACACUAUGCUUCGUCAAACCAGUGUUCACUGGCACGGUGUCUUCCAGCACCAGUCUGCUUGGGCUGAUGGCCCGGAUGGUGUUACUCAGUGUCCCAUUCCCCAAUCAGGCCAAGAGUUCGAAUAUGCAUUCAAUGCAGGACAAGAGGCAGGCACAUUCUGGUACCAUUCUCAUUACGGUACUCAAUACUGCGAUGGCCUCCGUGGUCCUUUGGUCAUCUACGAUCCCGAAGAUCCUCAUCAGGAUCUCUACGAUGUCGACGACGAGAAUACUAUUAUCACCUUGGCCGAUUGGUACCAUCUCCAAGCGCCUUCUAUCCAAGGCCCUGCUGUCUCUCAGGCGACCCUCAUUAAUGGAAAGGGCCGACGACCUGGCAACACCGAAGGCGACAUCGCCGUCGUGAACGUCGAGAAGGACUCGAGGUACCGAUUCCGCAUCGUUUCCCUCUCCUGUGACCCCGACUACACGUUCUCGAUUGAUAACCACACCAUGACCAUCAUUGAAGCUGACGGGCAAAACACCAAGCCCCUCGAGGUCGAGAGUAUCAGAGUCUUCGCUGGACAAAGGUACUCUGUCGUCGUGAACGCUGACCAGGCUAUCGGCAACUACUGGAUCCGUGCUGAGCCCAACAUCGGUGACACUGGACUGGUUGGAACCAGCGGAGGUGGUGUCAACUCCGCCAUCCUGCGCUAUGCCACCGCCGACGAGGUCGAGCCCGAUACACCAAGGCUUACCAACCGACCCGCCUUGCAAGAGUCGAACCUCCGCGCAUUGACUUCCGGUGUCCCAGGAGGCGAUGGUCCUGCUGAUAUUACCUUCACCUUCAACCUCGGCCUCAACUUCGCAACUGGCACAUUCUCCAUGAACCCUGGCGAGAGCUGGGUCCACCCUGACACUCCUGUCAUGGUCCAGAUCAUGAAUGGCGUUCCUGCCGAGGAUCUCGUUCCCGCUGAGUCCCUCCAUACUAUUACUCGCGGCCAAGUUGUGGAAGUUGUCAUCCCACCCUUCGGUAUCGCUGGACCUCACGCCUUCAGCGUUAUCAAGAGCGCCGGUGGUUCUCCCAACUUCGUCGACCCAGUCCGCCGUGACGUGGUCGCUGUUGGUACUGAAGCUGGACAGGGAGACACUAUUAUCCGAUUCGUUGCUGAUAACCCAGGACCGUGGUUCUUCCAUUGCCACAUCGAGUUCCACCUUGUCACCGGUUUGGCUGCUGUCUUCAUGGAAGCCCCCGACGAGAUCGCCAGCAGCAACCCCCCUCCUCCCUCGUGGGAUGCCCUGUGCCCUGCUUUCUCUGCUCUUCCUCCCUCGGCCACGAGCAUCCGCAUUGUCCCCACCCCUACUCCCUAA